CGGUAUCUGACUACUGCUACUUAGUGAUACUGCUGCUAUGCUCCCAAUCACUAACAAAUCUAAACAGACAAUUCUACUUAUACAUCGCAUUCGCUGCUCGCAUUCAUUCAUUGUGCUUGCAUCUUCCAUAGCGAAGAGUUGCCCGCUUGGCAACGAGAGUUUUGAGUGGUAUUAGCAUAUCAGUAGCACAGUGAGAAUACAAAAGAUUUGGUUUGCUGGCAUUCCAUAUCAGAUUUAAACUUUUUUCACUUUCAACUUUGCCAAACUUUUAGAAGUGUAUAAAGACGAAAUGUCGCAUACGAUACCCUUGUCGUCGGGAAAUGGAAACGGUGUCAAUUUUCGUGCGCCAUUGAAAGUGGCAAUAAUUGGCGGUGGUUUGGUCGGUUCAUUAGCGGCGCUCAGUUUUGCUCGACGCGGCCAUGAAGUGCACUUAUAUGAAUAUCGUGAGGAUAUACGCGGCGCUGAAUUGGUGCAAGGGCGUAGCAUAAAUUUGGCUUUGUCGCAGCGGGGGCGCAGAGCGCUGGCCGAAGUUGGUUUGGAGCAGGAGGUGCUCGCAACGGCCAUUCCCAUGCGUGGCCGUAUGCUGCACGACAUCAAAGGCAAUCGCACCGUAGUGCUAUACGAUCCCUGCACGCAUCAGUGUCUCUAUUCGGUGGGCAGAAAGUUUUUGAAUGAGGUGCUAUUGAAUGCGGGUGAAAAGUUUCCCAAUAUUCAUCGUCAUUUCGAACACAAGUUGAAUUACGUGAAUUUAAAUGAAGGCCGUAUGGAAUUCAAGCGUUUGCACAGCAAUGAAGUGAUAGAAGACAAGGCGGAUUUAGUUGUGGGCUGUGAUGGCGCUUUUAGCUCAGUGCGUCAGCAAAUGGUGAAGCGACCUGGCUUCAAUUAUUCACAAGAAUAUAUUGAACAUGGUUACUUGGAGCUAUGUAUACCAGCGAAAAAUGGCGAGUUUCAAAUGCCUGAAAAUUAUUUGCACAUUUGGCCACGUGACGAUUUCAUGAUGAUUGCACUGCCCAAUCAAAAUAAAUCGUUUACUGUAACACUCUCGAUGCCAUUUAAAGUUUUCGCAACCAUACGCACCACCGAGGAUUUAUUAACAUUUUUCCACAAAUACUAUGCCGAUGCCUUGCCACUGAUCGGCGAGGAAAUGCUAAUCAAAGAUUUCUUCAAAUCGCAACCGCAACAUUUAGUUUCAGUAAAGUGCCAUCCCUAUCACUAUGGUUCGAAGGCGUUAAUUCUUGGCGAUGCUGCGCAUGCUAUGGUACCCUACUAUGGACAGGGUUUGAAUGCUGGCAUGGAAGAUUGCACCUUGUUGAUGUCGCUAUUUAAUCAACCAAAUUUAAGCACCGCCGAUGUGUUGGAGCAAUUCACUGAGAUGCGUUGGCAUGAUGCGCACGCUAUUUGCGACUUGGCAAUGUACAAUUAUGUUGAGAUGCGCGAUCUCACCAAACGCGUUAGUUUUCGCUGCCGUAAAUGGCUCGAUACUCUGCUGUUCCGUUGGUUCCCAAGCGCUUGGGUGCCAUUGUACAAUAGUGUGUCGUUCACCAGCAUGCCCUACAGCAAAUGCAUAGCCAACCGUAAAUGGCAAGAUAAGCUGUUAAAUAAUGUGCUGAUUUCGGUUUUGUUGGCGGUUUUGGCUAUAAUCAUUGCCAUUUAUCUUGGCGUUUUUUAAGAAGUUACCUUUAAGUAAUAAAAUUCCUAGUUUGAUAAGAAAAUAAGCUGCUUAACAUCUGUAGGUAUUAACUGCUGAAGUUUUUUUGUUUGAUGUAUAAUUUGAAAUUUAAUGCUGGCGUAAAAUGUAGUGUAGGGGUAGUAGACAAUUCAUUUAUGUACAAAAUAAAUACGAAAACUAUAUAUACAUAUAUAUAUA
Molecule: messenger RNA, 1867 nt
Organism: Anastrepha obliqua
Lineage: Eukaryota; Metazoa; Arthropoda; Insecta; Diptera; Tephritidae
Gene: cn
Product: kynurenine 3-monooxygenase
Exons: 8
Coding region: 290-1669 (459 amino acids)
Biological process (GO): NAD+ metabolic process; quinolinate biosynthetic process; L-tryptophan catabolic process
Cellular component (GO): mitochondrial outer membrane
Molecular function (GO): FAD binding; kynurenine 3-monooxygenase activity; NAD(P)H oxidase H2O2-forming activity
Source: RefSeq, a predicted model, not a curated record